Messenger RNA from Capsicum annuum, 1861 nucleotides. RefSeq lists its product as uncharacterized. Bases 906 to 1478 code for a protein of 190 amino acids. The transcript has 2 exons. The record is from RefSeq and is a predicted model, not a curated record. NCBI's taxonomy places the organism in Eukaryota, Viridiplantae, Streptophyta, Magnoliopsida, Solanales, Solanaceae.
AUAUAUAUAUAUAUAUAUAUAUAUAUAUAUUAUAAGUGUACAGGGGCCUUGGACAUUUCUUUUCUUUCUUUAAUAUAAUAAUAGUAUGUACUGAUACUAAAGGGAUAGUUAUAUUCCUUUUCAAAUUUCACGUUCUGGAAACUUUUCCCAUGGUUCUCUGCCACUCUCUUUGUGCAGCUCUUGACAAGAAAAAUUGGAAGGAUUGUAAAGCAUACGAAAAAUAUUCCUUCAAGAGGAGACAUUUCAUGGUCCUAAAUUGCUAGAAACUAUUAGUUUUAUCAAGAAUUCCCAAGAACUUGAAUUGGGGAUUUCUUUCAAAAAGGCUACAACCCUCAGGGUAGCAGACGUCCACGUUAGGCUCUAUUGCCAUUUUCAACUGAUAUUUUGGUGAGCUCCAUCUCUCCCUGGAGCAUCCUAUGCCUAGUAUUCUUUUUGGGUACAUUUACAGGUCCCUAGUUUGGCAUGACGGGCCCUAUUCCAACUAGUCACUUAUAGUAUAGCGUGUCAGACUGACUAGAGGCUUCAUGGACAUCAUGUAGUAUCGUAAUGUUCAGUUUUGUUAAUGCAACUCUCUCACAUAUGUAUAUAGCUUAUAUUGAAUAUCCCAUUCCUUAUUAUCUCAUAAUCUUACGUACGUCGUAGAAUGCUUAUAGGGUAAGUGUAUACGGUCUUGUUUGUCCUUCUUAAUUGGGGACGUGGCAAACUUGGUAUCAGAGCGCCUAGGUUCAGGUGUCCUCGGAAGUCUAUGAAGCCGUGUCUAGUAGGACCUUACUUAUCGAAACGUUUGUCUAGUAGGACCUUACUUAUCGAAACGUUGACUGGUAUGAAACGUGGGUCAAUUUGAGAGGUCAGGAAGCUCCUCCAGCAGUCUGGACAGAAUUGCAGAAACUUUCAUAGACCACUUCAUGCCAUUAGAGCUUAGAGAGGUAAAGAUGGAUGAAUUUCUUUCUUUAAAGCAGGGUAAUCUUAGUGUUAAGGAGUGUUUUUUGUGGUUUACGCAGUUUUCCAAAUAUGCUCCAGAGGUGGUUAGCACGCAAGCAAAAUGGAUUUAUCGCUUUGUAAAUGGCUUUGCAGGUCCCUUGAAGGACCUUCUUUCUGUUGCUGCUAUGAAUAGGGAUUUGGAUAUAGCAAGGAUCAUGGCACGUGCUCAGCAAAUAGAGGAAGAUCAGCGAAAUCAUGAAGGAGAUAAUGAGAAGGAGAAGAGUAAGAGAGCUAGGACGGCCAGCCAGUAUCAGGGAUGCAGUGGAGCUUCCACUAGUAGAGGGCCACUUAGGCAGACCCAAUCAGCUGUGCGCUCCACAUCUAAUACUCCAACACAGUUCUUGAGGCACACGUCUGAGUGGAGUCAGACUUCUAGGGAACCAGACUUACGACCUCAGAGGGGUGUUAGUCGAAGGUUACCACCUCAUCCUACAUGCAGGCAGUGUGGCCGACCACAUGGAGGAGAGUGUCGGCGUGGUUCCAAUACAAGUUACUAGUGUGGUAUAGAGGGUCAUAUAGUACAUGAUUGUCCACAGCUCAGAGGUAAAGGUAGAUGUGAUCGAUCACAGCCUACAGGGUCUGCAUCAACUUCAUCUUCAUCAGUGCCAUCUUCUUCUCGCGAUCCUCAGACAUCAGCAGACAGAGGAUCUGGUAGGGGCAGAGGGCCCGGUUCGAGCGCAGGCUCGAACUGUAUGUAUGCACUAGCUGGUCGACAGGAUUCAGAGGCAUCUCCAGAUAUGGUCACAUGUACCUUAGCUAUAUUUUUGCAUGAUGUAUAUGCCUUGAUAUACCUAGGAUCUACCUUGUCAUUGUCACACCCUUUUUUAACCCGAAAAGAAGGAUUUUAUGUUCGAAAAGGGUUUUUAUUAUUAAAGUGACA